This is a messenger RNA of Drosophila takahashii, 3861 nucleotides long. RefSeq names its product SWI/SNF- related protein mor (gene mor). Gene Ontology annotation, biological process: positive regulation of DNA-templated transcription. NCBI's taxonomy places the organism in Eukaryota, Metazoa, Arthropoda, Insecta, Diptera, Drosophilidae. Gene Ontology annotation, molecular function: histone binding; DNA binding. The record is from RefSeq and is a predicted model, not a curated record. Gene Ontology annotation, cellular component: SWI/SNF complex.
UGACCACCUCUAGUGUUUAGUUCCGAUAGUUUAUCUGCACAGCGUUUAUUGGCUUUUUUCGCGUGGAAAACUGAAAAUAUAAGUGACGAAAAGCCCGUAAACGUGCCGCACCAUGAACUCACUGGGUCCUAAGAAGGACGGAAGUCCGAAUAUAGACUUUUUCCAGUCCCCGGAGACGCUGCAGGGCUUCGAAUCGAUUCGCCAGUGGCUGCAGAAGAACUGCAAGAAGUUCCUGGCCCACAGCUCGGAGCCCAUCACGAAGGAGUCGCUGGCCCAGCUGCUCAUCCAUUUCCUGCAAUAUGUGGAGGCGAAACUGGGCAAGAAUUCAGCGGAGCCGCCGGCGACCAGAAUUCCGAUGCGCUGCUUCCUGGAUUUCAAGAGCGGCGGAGGUCUGUGCAUCAUCUUCUCCACCAUGUUCCGCUUCCGGGCCGAGCAGCGCGGCAAGAAGUUCGACUUUUCCAUCGGCAAGAAUCCCACGCGCAAGGACCCCAACAUCCAGCUCCUAAUCGAGAUUGAGCAGGCGCUGGUGGAGGCGGAUUUGUACCGCAUUCCCUACAUCUACAUUCGCCCAGAGAUCGAGAAGAGUUUUGAGGGCAAACUGCGCGAGAUCCUCGAUAACCGGCGGGUGGAAAUCGUCUCCGACGAGGAGGACGCCACCCACAUUGUCUAUCCCGUCGUGGAUCCGCAUCCCGACGAGUACGCCCGGCCCAUUUUCAAGCGUGGCGGCCAUGUGAUGCUGCACUGGUACUACUUCCCCGAGUCCUACGAUUCGUGGGCCGUGAACAACUUCGACCUGCCGGAUCACAUUCCGGAUAAUCCCGAGUCGCCGGCAGAACGCUGGCGAGUCUCGGCCUCGUGGAUCGUCGACCUGGAGCAGUACAACGAGUGGAUGGCCGAGGAGGACUACGAGGUGGACGAGCAGGGCAAGAAGAAGACGCACAAGCAGCGCAUGUCCAUCGACGACAUCAUGUCCUUUGGCGACGAGAAGAAGAAGCCGGCCGCCAGCUCCGGCGGAGGCAAGCAGAAGAGGCGUCGCUCGCCAUCGCCGGCCACCUCGGCGUCCACCUCGAAGCCGGGCAAGCGCAAGCGAUCCCCGGCAGUGGUGCACAAGAAGUCGCGCAACGACGAUGACGACGAGGAUCUUACCCGCGAUCUGGAUGAUCCGCCGGCCGAGCCCAACGUUCAGGAGGUGCACAAGGCCAACGCUGCCCUGCAAUCGACCGCCAGUCCGGCUCCAGGCGGAAAGUCCCGUGGCGACAACGAUAUGAUGCCCAUUAAGGGAGGCACCAUGACCGAUCUGGAUGACGAGAUGACUGGCGGCAGUGCUGCUCAGGCCAUGUCCACCGGAGAUGGAGACAACUCGCAGACGGGCAAGACCAGCGAUAACAGCAACACGCAGGAGUUCUCUUCGUCGGCCAAGGAGGACAUGGAGGACAAUGUAACCGAGCAGACGCACCACAUCAUUGUGCCCUCGUACUCGGCCUGGUUCGACUACAACUCCAUCCAUGUGAUCGAGAAGCGGGCCAUGCCGGAGUUCUUCAACAGCAAGAACAAGUCCAAGACGCCGGAGAUUUACAUGGCCUACAGGAACUUUAUGAUCGACACCUACAGGCUCAAUCCCACGGAGUAUUUGACCAGCACCGCCUGCAGGCGCAAUUUGGCCGGAGAUGUGUGCGCCAUCAUGCGGGUGCACGCCUUUUUGGAGCAAUGGGGUCUGAUUAACUACCAGAUCGAUGCGGAUUUGCGACCCACACCCAUGGGUCCUCCGCCCACCUCGCACUUCCACAUUCUGUCGGACACGCCGUCCGGUUUGCAGGCCAUCAAUCCGCAAAAGACGCAGCAGCCGUCGGCGGCCAAGACCCUGCUGGAUCUGGACAAGAAGCCGCUGGGCAAGGAGCUUCAAGGUGGCCUGGAGCUGGGCGACAAGGGUGGUCUGGCCGGCAUCAAAACAGAGGCUCUGGAGAAUGGCGGUGCGGCGGGAGGAUUAAGUUCGGGAGUUAGCCAGUUUGGCCUGAAGCUGGAUCAGUAUGCCAAGAAGCCGGCGGCCAUGAGGAAUCGCACGGCGGCCAGCAUGGCGCGGGAGUGGACCGAUCAGGAGACACUGCUGCUGCUGGAGGGCCUGGAGAUGCACAAGGACGACUGGAACAAGGUGUGCGAGCAUGUGGGCUCCCGCACCCAGGACGAGUGCAUUCUGCACUUCCUGCGACUGCCCAUCGAGGAUCCGUAUCUCGAGGACGAUGGCGGCUUCCUGGGCCCCUUGGGCUGCCAGCCCAUUCCGUUCAGCAAGAGCGGCAAUCCCAUUAUGUCCACCGUGGCCUUCCUGGCCUCUGUCGUCGAUCCUCGAGUGGCUGCAGCUGCAGCCAAGGCGGCCAUGGAGGAGUUUGCUGCUAUUAAGGAUGAGGUGCCUGCCACCAUAAUGGACAACCACAUGAAGAACGUGGAGAAGGCCUCCGCCGGUGGCAAGUUCAAUCCGAACUUUGGCCUGGCCAACAGUGGAAUCGCCGGAACAGGAAACGACAAGGAGGAUGAGGAGGGCAAGGAGGGCGGCACCUCUGCAUCCGCCGGCGGCUCUGAUGAGGAAAUGAAGGAUCUAAGCAAAAAAGACGACGAGGCCAAGUCCAAAGACAAAACGAAAUCGGAUAAGACCAACACGAACACAGACUCCAGUUCCACAUCAUCAACAUCAGCGACAACCAACAACACCGACAAGAAACCAAAGGAGUCGUCCGACAAGUCAGACAAAUCAAACAAAUCCUCACCCACAGAAACCGCAGCAUCCGCCAGUGGAGCAGGAGGCGAUGUGGACAUCAAGACGGAGGACAGCAGCGGCGAUGGCGAGACCAAGGACGGCACCGAGGCCAAGGAGGGAUCGGGAUCUGGAGCAGCGGGAUCGGUGGUGGCCAAGGAUGGAACCUUCAGCGAGAACAACAUGCAGUCUGCGGCGGCGGCCGCUUUGGCAUCGGCAGCCGUCAAGGCCAAACAUUUGGCCGCCCUGGAGGAGCGCAAGAUCAAGUCGCUGGUGGCGCUGCUCGUCGAGACGCAGAUGAAGAAGCUGGAGAUCAAGCUGCGUCACUUCGAGGAGCUGGAGGCCACCAUGGAGCGGGAGCGCGAGGGCCUGGAGUACCAGCGUCAGCAGCUGAUCACCGAGCGCCAGCAGUUCCACCUGGAGCAGCUGAAGGCGGCCGAGUUCCGGGCGCGCCAGCAGGCGCAUCACCGCCUGCAGCAGGAGCUCCAGGGUCAGGCGGCCGCAGGAUCCAUGAUCUUGCAGCAGCAGCAGCAACAGCAGCUGCCGCAGCCACAGCAACAGCAGGCGCAGCAGCAGCAACAGCAAUCACUGCCGCCACAUCCGCAUCUGCCGCAGCAGCAGCAGCAACUGCCGCCACAUCCGCACCAGUUGCCACCGCAGUCGCAACCACUGGCCGGUCCCAGCGCCCAGCACCAGCCGCUGCCACCGCAUUUGGUGGGAUCCGUGGCUCCACCGCCCAACGGCGCUCCCUUUGCAGCGCCACCCAUUGCACUCGCCGGCGGACCACCGCCCGGAGCCCCCACGGCCAUCGUCUCCAAUCCGAGCGAUCAGGCCGGACCAGCAGCAGCGGGAGCAGCGCAAUCCCAGGCCCCCACGCCCAUGGACACCACACCGCCCAGCAGCGUUCCAGUCGCAGAUGGCGGCCCGCCGGGAUCCGCGAUGGCACCCACAGGCAGCAUUCCUCCACCGAGCUCUGCUCCCGUCGCCGGCGUAGCACCGCCUCCUUCUUAACUCCUACUCAUAAGCCAGAAAACGUUUAAGUAACUAGCUCUAAGUCGUACGCUCUCAGUAUGUUUUAUGUAUACUCCACUCUAAGCCCAACUAUUGUGUGUAAU